CCGAUCGUGUCUUCCUGAACCUGUCGUAAAACAGGUUUGCGCAUGCGUGGACCGAUCAAUAAUUCUGCAGACAUAUGCUUCUCGGACCGAUCGUGUAUUCCUGAACCUGUCGUGUCGUGACAGUACAACAAGUGCUACCUGGUACCUGGCCGUCAUGUCUGCUUACAUUCUGGGUUUGGAUUUGGGCACCACCUCGAUUAAAGCAGUUUUACUAGAAAAACAGACUAGGGCGGUUGCUGCAAGUCAGAGUUUACCAUCUGCUUCUGAUAUCGCAGAUUUCAGCGGCAUAAAAGCCAAGGAGCAGGACACUAGACGGAUUGUGGACACUCUCAACCGCUGCAUUGCACUUCUGCCGAGAGACAAGCUGCAGAAUGUGGCCAAGAUUGGGGUAUCAGGACAAAUGCACGGGGUUUUAUUUUGGAAAGCUAAGAGCGGUUGUGAUUGGUCCAAUGGCAACUUCUUCACGGCCGGUCACAUCAGUCAGCUGAUCACCUGGCAAGAUGGCCGAUGCAACAACACUUUCCUGUCUUCCCUUCCAAAACCGGACUCGCAUCUCAGCGUAUCCACAGGAUUUGGUUGUGCGACAAUCUUUUGGUUCAUGAAACACAGGCCCGAGUUCCUAAAGGACUUCACAGUUUCAGGUACUAUCCAAGACUAUGUGGUAGCCAUGUUGUGUGGCUUGGACAGAUGUGUCAUGACGCCUCAGAAUGCAGCCAGCUGGGGUUUCUACAACACAUCUACCAGCAUGUGGAAUGUGGAUAUUCUGAAUGCCACCGGCUUCCCUUUGCACCUGCUACCUCAGUGUGUCCCUUCUGGUAAGCUGGUGGGUCACACAUGUCAUGACUGGCAUGGCAUCCCUGCUGGUACGCCAGUAGGGGGCGCUCUUGGAGACUUACAGUGCGCUGUCUACUCCUGCCUGAGUGAAAAUACUGAUGCAGUUCUUAACAUAAGCACCUCAGCACAGUUGACAUUCGCUAUGCCAGCUGACUUCAAACCUCCCGACUUUCCUCAGCCGCACUCCUCCACCACAUUCUUCCCGUAUUUUGGCUGCUCGUACUUGGUGGUGGCCGCGUCACUCAAUGGAGGCAACGUGCUGGCCACGUUUGUGCAGAUGCUCACUGGCUGGAUGAAAGAGCUUGGCGUGGAGCUGAGUGAUCAGUCUCUCUAUGAGAAGAUGAUUCAAUGUGCGCUGAACCAAGAAAGCAGCGAACUCCAAGUGAUUCCGACCAUCCUGGGAGAAAGACACGCCGCUUUCUCUCUGGGUCAGAUGAACAACAUCUCUCCAUCCAACCUUUCUCUGGGUCACGUGACGAGAGCGGUAUGCCGCGGUAUCGUGGAUAACCUCUGCGCCAUGAUGCCUGCGGAGCAUCUGCAACAGGCGGGGAUCAGCAGGAUUGUGGGAAGCGGGAGCGCCAUCGCUCGUAAUGAGGUUCUCAGACAGGAAGUGGAGAGAGCGUUCACUCAGUCUGUGAUAUACAGACAAAAUGCUGACUCUGCUGUGGGUGUGGCUUUGGUCUUCUGUGACUGACUUGGAUCCACUGAGGAUGCUUGUGUCUGAGUGACAUCUUUCUUGUCAAGCUGGGAAACUAGUGGUUUUGUUUAAUCGAAGGGUUAAAUGGGCUAACGCAGUGGUCUUUUUUUUAAUCUAUGGCACAUUCUAGAAAAAAAUUCAAUACGGACCACAUAAUAUUUGUAUGGCAUAUAUUGCAAUACUUUUUCCAAUGAUAAAAUAUAGAUUUAAAUAUCGAUUUUAUUUUUCUUUAGUAGUGUUCCGGGCCAAUUGUAACUCACACCCUUGCGUAUCUCUGCGCCGCAAAGUGUCUAUGCACUGCUACCUGACUGUGCAGGGUAAGUGAUGAGCAAGGCAGUACCAUAAGCUGACAGCAGGCCUGGAAUUUUGUCAUUUUAGGGGCAAGGCCACUUGGCUUUUGGUGUCAUCAACCUUUUGAGGGCCAUCCAUUUCUUCCGCUUAUCCGAGGUCGGGUCGCGGGGGAAGCAGCCUAAGCAGAGAAGCCCAGACUUCCCUCUCCCCAGCCACUUCGUCCAGCUCCUUCCGGGGGAUCCCGAGGCAUUCCCAGACCAGUCGGGAGACAUAGUCUUCCCAACGUGUCCUGGGUCUUCCCCGUGGCCUCAUACCGGUCGGACGUGCCAUAAACACCUCCCCAGGGAGGCGUCCGGGUAGUAUCCUGACCAGAUUCCCAAACCACCUCAUCUGGAUUCUCUCGAUAUGGAGGAGCAGUGGCUUUACUUUAAGCUCCUCCCGGAUGACAGAGCUUCUCACCCUAUCUCUAAGGGAGAGCCCCGCCACCCGACAAAAUAAACUAAUUUCAGUGCUUGUACCCGUGAUCUUGUCCUUUCGGUCAUAACCCAAAGCUCAUGACAAUAGGUGAGGAUGGGAACAUAGAUCGACCGGUAAACUGAGAGCUUUGCUUUCUGGCUCAGCUCCUUCUUUACCACAACGGAUCGAUACAGUGUCCGCAUUACUGCAGACGCUGCACCGAUCCGCUUGUCGAUCUCACGAUUAAUUCUUCCCUCACUCGUGAACAAGACUCCGAGGUACUUGAACUCCUCCACUUGGGGCAAGAUCUGUUUCCCAACCCGGAGAUGGCACUCCACCCUUCUCCGGGUAAGGACCAUGGACUCGGACUUGGAGGUGUUGAUUCUCUUCCCAGUCGCUUCACACUCUGCUGCGAACCAAUCCAGUGAGAGCUGAAGAUCUUGACCAGAUGAAGCCAUCAGGACCACAUCAUCUGCAAAAAGCAGAGACCUAAUCCUACAGCCACCAAACCGGAUCCCCUCAAC
Molecule: messenger RNA, 2802 nt
Organism: Nerophis lumbriciformis (worm pipefish)
Lineage: Eukaryota; Metazoa; Chordata; Actinopteri; Syngnathiformes; Syngnathidae
Gene: shpk
Product: sedoheptulokinase
Biological process (GO): glycerol metabolic process; cellular response to lipopolysaccharide; phosphorylation
Cellular component (GO): cytosol
Molecular function (GO): sedoheptulokinase activity
Source: RefSeq, a predicted model, not a curated record